This is a messenger RNA of Drosophila kikkawai, 1368 nucleotides long. Its product is annotated as BAG family molecular chaperone regulator 2. NCBI's taxonomy places the organism in Eukaryota, Metazoa, Arthropoda, Insecta, Diptera, Drosophilidae. The record is from RefSeq and is a predicted model, not a curated record. Gene Ontology annotation, molecular function: adenyl-nucleotide exchange factor activity; protein-folding chaperone binding. Gene Ontology annotation, biological process: protein stabilization.
AAUAAUAUAAGAAUAUCGAAUUUUCUGUCACCACUCAAACCCCCCCUCCAAAAAAACUCAAAACAAUAAAUUCUUUUUUCUAUGUUUCGGUCUCAGGUGUGUUGAACUCCGAGGUCCACGUCCAAAAGCGACAGCCUGCUUGCCUACGUUGUGCGUGUGUGUGUGUGUGUGUACGAUGUGAAAUAAAUAAACAAAAAAAAGUUAAACAAAUGAAAGCAACAAACAAACGUCAAAAAAAUAUCACACACUGCUCCGCACCGACACCCACUCUCAGAAAAAAAGCUUAAAGACAUUCCAAAAAAAGGUAGCCAGCAGCAGCAGCAGCAGCGAGAAAAACAAAAAAAAGAAAUCGAAAAACAUUGAGCAGUAGGCAGCCGUCGUCGAUUCAGGGCGGGCAAUAAAACACACCAACCAUCUCAGCCGGAAAUUGGCCAAAUCACUCUGGAGGAUCUGGAGCCGCAGGAUAUGGAAGUUGAUGCGCCAUUAGCGCAGCACAACAGCGACAGUCAUCAUCCUCAUCAGCAUCAGCAGAUCUCGCCCACCGCUUACCAUUCGGAGUCAUCAAUGAAUUUCGAUUAUUUGCAAGAUCUCCGAGCUGGCGCCAUGUCCGCCUCCUCAUCCGCAGCAGGAUCGGCUGGUGGGAAUGGCGGCGGCGGCAACAGCGGCUCCUAUGGACUGGUCGACGACAGUAGAGCAUUGGACAGACCAUAUAACGCCAGCGAGAGGUUUGUGAAUAUACUGGACCAGUUGGAUGCACGUGUGGAGAAGCUGCGCAAAGAUGCCCUCAACUUGCAAGAGAAGAAAGACUAUCUACUGAUGUCCAUGGAUCUGAUUAAGAGCAAUGAAAUGCUGCAGAAUAUGACCGAAGCUGAACGCGAGGAGAUCAUGUUGUACAUUCAGCGCGUCAGCUCACGCCUGGGCACCGUGGAGCUAAAUGUGCGCACUGUGCGCGACAAUUCCCAGGAGGAUUCACUUAGCCAGAUUAAUGCUUUAAUCGAUACCAUGAUCAAAAUGGGUGAUCCUGUAAUUGCACGACAGCGUUGCCAAUUAUAUUUGAAUGCCUGCUGCAGCAGCUCAAUGGAUCCAUCUGGACACAUGGACACGGUGCCUGAGGCUGAUGUGGGUCCCAUUGACAAGAAGUUCGAGAGCGUUCUGCUCGGUUGCACCCUGGACGAUCAGAAGAAUAUUAAAAAGCGACUCCAGGCCUUAAUGGGUUAUCUAAAUAAGCAAACUGUUAGCCAUUAGUUUAAUUUGUUUUUUUAUGUGGAACAUAAACUAUUCAUAGAAAUUAUUAUCAAAAAACCAAAACGAACGAAUUAUACAUCACCAAGCCAGACAAAACGAGUAAUAAUAAACGAAAUGAUAAUA